Molecule: messenger RNA, 743 nt
Organism: Soboliphyme baturini
Lineage: Eukaryota; Metazoa; Nematoda; Enoplea; Dioctophymatida; Soboliphymatidae
Source: the annotation of a GenBank genome assembly
AUGCUACAGGGGACACCACCUAAGUUCACAGAACCGCUGAAGAGUACGGCGAUUGGCGAAAACGAAGUACUUGUGUUAGACGUACAAGUCACCGGUACUCCACUGCCGCGGUUCUCAUGGUCCCUGAAUGGCCAGGUGGUAGACAACGAUCCAAGGUUCAAGGUGUUCACUAGUCCAUUGGGAACGAAGCUGGUCGCGAAGGUUCCAGUUGGUGGAAACUAUGCGGUAACGGCAGAGAACGUUUUGGGAAAGUCCGUUUCUUCGGCAAACAUUACGGUCGUAAAAGGAAAUGAAGUAACGUACACGGAGAAGACCGCUUAUGAAAGCGACGUAUCGAUUUCUUCGACGGAUCAGAAGGACUUUCUGCAGACGAGUGAAGAGCACUUCUUUUCUGAGGUGGAAAUGAGCACCAUCAGUCCUCCGCGAAUCUUGAAGCACCUGAAAAGCACAAAAAUUCCUGCCGGUCAGAAACUGUUUCUCGAAGUGAAAGCCGACUCGAGUCCAGCAGCGACCAUCCAAUGGUACUACGAGAACACGCUCCUCAAGGAGUCUGACAAUAUAACCAUAUUCAACGGCGUUAAUCGAUCGACACUCCUGAUCAAGGACCCCUCGUCUGGUUGCUAUAGCGUCAAGGCGAUCAACCCUUACGGCACAGCCACCAGCGUAGCCCACAUAAAAGUCGGAGGUGAGAAACAGGCAACUUCUUUAAAGACCAUGGCUCUUACUGUACUUCCUUGUUAAAG